CUCAUUUCCAAAUCUGUGCUGUGCUCUGUGCCAGUGGACACAAGCAGUUACUAUUACAAAUAUUAUUAGUGCUUGCCACAUUGUUGGCUAGUGGUGGAACGGCAGCUGUUACAAGCGUGAACUAUUUCGAAAACGGUUGACAUAAAUGCGGAAAUUACUAUUUGAUAUGCAGAGUGACGACUAAUUUACUACUACAACUAAAGUUAUUGAUAUUUUGAAUUUGCGUUACAAGAGCUGUAACGCAAUCACUCCGAUUUCUUACUGAAGCGCUCUACGCUUUAUUUGUUGUUUCUAAUCCCAACCGCUAUUCGCCUGAAACGGGAAACCGAAAAUGGAGCGAAGCAGUCAAUGUGCUGCUGAAAAAUGAAAGUACAUAAAUUAAACUCAAAGUAGCCGCCCAAAAACGCAACGAACGCCCCGAAGAGGCGAACAAUAAACUAACAAAAACACCAAAUACAACAAAAACAACAAAAAACCCAAAAUCCCAACAACAAAAAUAGCGCAACAACAAAGACAAGUGCUGGCAAAAACAUAGCGCAGCUUAGUGCACACUCAAAUAUAGCAGUGAAGUGCAGAUCUUAUUUCAGCGUUGCAUACAUUUGGGCGGUAACGCGUGCCAUCUUACUCGCUUAACGGAAAAAGUGCUGAAAAAAGUCGAAAAAAUACGCAAAAUUAAAAAAAAAUCUACGAAGUGCAAUCGCUGCAAAUUUCGUACAAACGCGGAGUGUGCAGCAAAAACAAAAACAAAAAAGAAAACGAAAAGUGGCAGUAGAAAGAAGUGCAACGCUGCCAAAGAAGACGUGGCGUAUUAGUAAUGUUUCUGCAGCAACAACAACAACAACAGUUACAACAACAAAACCUAGCGAGUACUGUCCAUUCAGUGUUCCGAAUCGGCUGUGUGUGCCAGAAGUAGAGCAAAGUGCACAAAAGCUUUGUCAGUGGGGAGUCUGCCAACAGACUUCAUAAUCAGCAUCAUCAUAACCGGUAACAAGAACAGCAGCAACAGCAACAACAAGUACAACUAGUGCAACAAAAGCAACGGCAGUUGUGUUGAACGUGCUAGCCGGCUGGCCAUUUAAGCAUAGCCUCGCCACAACUUUAAAUAACCGUUAUUCGUCUUCAAUUUUUUGCAGCUGCUUUAAACUCUCUCCGUCUCACACCGCUCCUCGCACUUCCUGCACUGGUCAACAUCAACACGAGCCUGCAAUACCCUCUAGCUCCAGCAAGCGGUUCGCCUUCGUUGCUGUCUGCCAGUCGGUUUGAGGAACGACCAUAAAUUAAACAACCAAACCAAUGGCAGCACAACAACAGCGAUGCUAGUCUUUCAAACACGGCAAAAGCCAAGCGCCGAGUUUAGAACAACUUUAAACGAAAUUAUAUAACUAAAUUCUUGCUGUUCAAAUAUAUGUAAAUUCAAAUACUUUGAACCAAAAUUCUAACCGCAAAAAAUCACUUUUAUGCCUACGAAUCAUAAAAAGUAAACAUAUUUCAUUAAAAUUCUAGCUGUGUAAAGAGCAAACACAUAUACGACAUUAAAAAGCCAAAAAAAGCAACAACUAUGCAGCUUCGUAGUUUAGUGCAGCACAACUCGCACAGUAGAACGAUUAGAGGCAGUCGGUGAAGCGCACAUGCUUUAUUAGUCCAAAACUAAAUUUAAAUCAAAUAGAUAUAUAAAUAUUAUUAUUAAGUAGAAGCAGCAUUAGCAUACAUAGACAUAUAUAUAUAAACGAUACACACACAUACUUAAAGCAAACCGCAUAGAUAAAGUAAUUGUUAUCAGAGCAUUAAGUAAUUAAAGCGAAAGGGCAAAAUCGAGCGCUAACUAGUACGCAAAAUACUUUACAAAUACAUACAUACAUAUACAAAUAUAAAUAGCAACAAAGCACGAGCUUCCUAGUAGAGACCUCAGCAAUUAGGAAAAUAUGAAAAGCGAAAAUUAACACACAACAAAAAGCGUAAAACUAUUCAAGCAACAACAAAGUACACACAUUCAUUGCGCCACACGCAGUUUUGUACAUAAAUCGAAAGAAAGAAAGCUGAAUCCGGCAGCUGCAAGGCACCAUACAAGCACAGAGUCGCAUUGCAAAACAUAGCAUAUUUACAUAGAGAGUAAGCGCCAUCAGCUUGUAAGAUAAACUCACGUACUCACGUACUCACGAAAUCACACGCUUCAAUUGAGCCGGUGGGCGCACGCUUAAUUUAGAAAGGAGUAGCAACGCAAUCAUCAACUGCAAAGCUUAAGUGAGCAGUCGCGCACAGCAUCAGCAAUCGCCGACACGCCUACAAACCACCCACACAAACACAGCCACGCAAGAGUUAUAGAACACACACUCGCUAAAGUCCAAAGCAACCGUCCAAUUUGCGAGCCACAACGGUGACAACGAAAUACAAACCACCAAACGACGGUUGAACAGUUGCUGUUGUAGAGUUGACACGGUCGACUGCGAGAGCUUUACGCAGCAUUACUUUACUUAUGGCCAAAGAACGCGUACGCAGCGUUUAAAAUUUGCAAGGGAAACUUAAAACACCCAUACACUAACGAAAGAAGAAGGAGAAGAGCACACGAGCACCGAAAAUGGCGCUAAUAUUGUUAAACAGACAGCGGUCCAGUCGCGAUCGCACACAAUUGGCGAUCUUCUGUCUGCUCUUGGUGUGCACAACAACGCUUAGACUUGUCCACGGCGCUGAGACGCCGAACAACGGUAGCAGCAAUAAUUUGGCUGCCGUUGGCAACAAACCAAAUGAUGAUAAAGUGACUCGUAGUACGGACGUGGCGGGGGCCAACUCGGACGUGAGUGCUGUUGCUAAAGCCGGCGGUGCCGGUAGUGGUGGUGGAGGUGACGCGGCGGACGUUGGCGGUGACACACCGAAGGCAAAUCAGAAUAAUAAUGCUGGUGCUAUAAGUAGCAAUGAUAAUGGUGUUGUGGAUGGUGAGAGUAAUGAUGAUGGUGAUGAUGAUGAUGGCAAUGCUGAUGAUGCUAAUGGUGGCGAUAAUGUCACCGCCUUGUCGCAGCACAGCGGCAGUUCAUUGCAAUGCAAAGACGGUCUGUUGCUUAAAGUUUGGAUGCCAAUUGACAAUGUGAGUACCGGUGAUCGCGUUGCGCGGGGCCUUGUGUACUUCCUGGCGAUGUCGUAUUUGUUCAUUGGCGUUUCAAUUGUGUCAGAUCGUUUUAUGGCGGCGAUUGAAGUGAUCACGUCCAAGGAGAAGGAGGUGGUUAUCAAGAAGAAGGGCGGCGAGACACAGGUGGUAGUGGUGCGCGUCUGGAAUGAGACGGUCGCCAAUUUGACGCUGAUGGCGUUGGGUUCCAGCGCACCGGAGAUACUCUUGUCCGUUAUUGAAAUGUUUCAGAAGGGUUUCGAAGCUGGCGAUUUGGGUCCGGGCACAAUUGUCGGCUCAGCCGCAUAUAAUUUAUUUGUCAUAAUAGCCCUUUGUAUUGCUGUCAUACCGAAUGGUCAAGUGCGCAAGAUCAAACAUCUGCGGGUAUUCAUUGUAACGGCCGCUUGGUCUCUGUUUGCCUACGUUUGGUUGUACUUGAUCUUGGCGCAGAUUUCACCGGGGCGCGUCGAAGUCUGGGAGGGUCUAUUGACAUUUAUUUUCUUCCCCACUACCGUCCUGACGGCUUAUAUAGCCGACAGACGUUUGUUGAUUUAUAAAUAUCUGGACAAGAACUAUCGCAUGAAUAAGCGUGGCGUUAUUGUGAGCGCCGAGGGCGACGCCGUACUCGAGAUGAAUCGUCAUGAGAGCAUCAAGGAGCUGGCCGAGAAUGAAGAGAUGAAAGACUUCGAGGAUGCACGACGUGAAUACAUUUCAACGCUGAAAGAACUGCGUAAGAAGUACCCACAAAGCGAUCUGGAGCAAUUAGAAAUGAUGGCACAGGAGCAAUUGAUUAAUCGAGGCCCCAAAUCACGCGCUUUCUAUCGCAUACAAGCCACCCGCAAGAUGAUGGGCAGCGGCAAUAUAAUGCGCAAAGUGCAGGAACGUGCUCUCACCGAUCUCAAUGAGGUGAAAGCACAGCUGCAGCGCGUCGAAGUGGAGGCCGAAGACGAUGAUACGACGGUACGCAUCUGCUUCGAGCCCGGCCACUACACUGUCAUGGAGAGUUGUGGUGAAUUUGAGUUGCGCGUUGUGCGUCGCGGUGAUUUAUCCGGUUAUACGACCGUCGACUAUCAAACGGAAGACGGUUCCGCCGAAGCCGGUAGCGAUUAUAUUGGUAAGAAGGGUGUACUCACCUUUCCGCCGGGUGUCGAUGAGCAACGCUUCAAAAUCGAAGUUAUCGACGAUGAUGUUUUCGAGCAAGACGAACAUUUUUAUGUGCGUUUAAGUAAUCCGUCGGAUCCGGCAAUACUGGCUGUGCCCAAAGUGGCCACUGUUAUGAUACUCGAUGAUGAUCAUGCGGGCAUAUUUGCCUUCAAUCAGAAGACGCAUGAUUUCGCUGAAUCCAUUGGUACAUACGAUUUGAAGGUGCAACGUUAUUCGGGUGCUCGCGGCAAGGUGAUCAUACCGUUUUGGACAGAGGACGGUACUGGUAAGGCGGGCAAGGACUACGAACCAGUGCAGGGAGAGUUGGUGUUCGAAAAUAACGAAACUGAAAAAUUCAUUCCGCUGGGAAUCAUUGAGGAAGGCAGCUAUGAAAAGGAUGUGCUAUUCUACGUCAACAUCGGCGAACCCAUCAUCGCGCCAGAUAAUAGCAUUAAAACGGAAGCACUUAAAUUUCUAAACAAGUUUCUCGACGAUGAAAUGGUAGGACUUAUUGAGGCCGCCGAGAAGAAGGCACCGGAGGAACUAACGGAGGAGGACAAAAUGGCCUUGCUGGGUCGUCCCAAGUUGGGCGAGGUGGUGCGUGCCGAGCUGCGCAUCAAGGAGAGCAAAGAAUUUAAGAACACUGUGGAUAAAUUGGUGCAAAGGGCGAAUGCGUCACUGCUGAUUGGCACAUCGUCGUGGAAGGAACAGUUUGCGGAUGCGUUGACGGUAACUGCUGGCGAUGAUGAUGGCAAUGGCGAUGGCGGUGAGGAUGAUGGCCCUUCAUCGCCUUCAUGCUUCGAUUACAUAUUACAUUUCCUAACGCUCUUCUGGAAAAUCAUAUUCGCAUUCAUACCGCCAACAGAUAUUGCCAACGGUUAUUUGUGCUUUGUUGUAUCGAUAUGUGGCAUCGGCAUGGUGACAGCACUAAUUGGUGAUGUGGCAUCACAUUUCGGUUGCACGCUCGGCGUUAAGGAUGCAGUAACGGCGAUUUGUUUUGUAGCGCUCGGCACCAGUUUGCCAGAUACAUUCGCCAGUAAAGUGGCCGCCAUACAGGAUAAGACGGCCGAUGCGAGUAUCGGCAAUGUGACGGGUAGUAAUGCUGUGAAUGUCUUCCUUGGUAUUGGUGUAGCGUGGACCAUGGCCGCCAUAUACCAUGAAUCGCAUGGACGGGCCUUCAGAGUGGAGGCGGGCACCUUGGCUUUCUCGGUGACACUUUUCCUAUCGGGAGCUUUGAUUGCCGUUUUCCUGAUAAUGUAUCGACGUAAGAAAUCCAUUGGCGGCGAAUUGGGCGGCCCGUCACCACAAAAAUACAUACACAGCGCCAUUUUCUUCAGUCUGUGGUUGAUCUACCUAAUAAUGAGCACUUUGGAAGCGUACGAAGUCAUCCAAGGAUUCUAAAGGAGCACAAAACACAAAGGUCAUAGAUAGAAUGGAUACAACUACACACAUACAUACUUACAUGAAAACUUACCUACUUACUAUCUUCUUAAUAGCCAAAAGCAAAAACUAAAUUAAUUAACAUACACACACACACACCCAUACAAGCAUAUAAAAAUACAAAUUUAGAGGCAUCCAUUAUACAAUAAGCCUACCUACAUACAUACAUACAUGCGAUACUAAUGCAUUAGGUACAGUUUAAAGUGCAUAAAGGACAUGAAUUAAGGGAAAGGAGGAAACAGAAAUGUUCGCGAAUAAAUGAAAAUCAUAAGUGCAAAGCUAUUAUACAAAAAACAAAUUAUUAAAAAAUUAUGCAAAUAUAACUACAAUUCGCACUGUCCUUCUUUAAUAAUUAUAAAAAGGAAACAGUUUAAGAAAUCAUAAAUUUGAACUACAAGUCUCAUCAGGGGUUGAUAGCUCAGCUAAAACGAUUUCUUAAAUAUCUGUACAGAAAUAGCAAGCUAAUAGUAAACUAGUGGCUGGAGCAGUGUUAGGUUCAUUCUCCAAACUCGUAGAAGAUUUCUUUAAGUUCUCUACUUAGCAUACAUACUAUAUAUUAUGUAUGCUAAGCUUACAUAAUCGACAUGCUCUGAAACGCUACACGAAAUACUAACGAAUGAGCAAGGUGGUGUAACGUAAAGGGUUUGCUAUAGCAGAGAUGUCAAUUAAGGAAAAGGUGUUGUGAGAAGACAAAGAGAAAGAGAACUGAUGAUUAUACAUAACUAAAUAUAUGUAAAAAUUCAAUAGCUUCGAGAGCGAUGUUGAAGGAGAACUUAACUUAUGAAUACAAGGACCACAAUUAAACCCGUUAAUAGCAGUUUUGACUUGAAAAUAUUUUGUCAAUUUUUCUUUGGUACGGAUGAGCAUCAAAACGAAGAAACAAAACAAUUUAGUUCACAGUUGUAGACUCUCUCGACUCUCUACUACUUAUGCCUCCAACCCUUUAACGCACAUACUCUCAACUAUGCGACGGCUUGAAGAACAACAAAAGAGGUCUUCCAUUUAAACGGUAAUCUUUUGUUUUGCACUAGGUUUGGGUAAUCAGUUCGAUUUCCGGUAGCAGCACGCAAGUUUUGAAAGCUAGCACGAAGUUAAGCUUCUUUUAUGACUCGAAAGUGUUUUUAGUGAGUUGAAAAAUGUGCAGGAGGGAAGGCAAUUAGGUUUGAGCGGAGGUCGACGAUGGAUCAAAAUUUUAAAAGGCAUAUAUUUAAUUAAGCCGUAAAAUUCUAACUGGCUGUUAAGCUUAUAACGGAACUUUGAAAUAAUGUUAAUUCAUGAUAGUUUUUUUUGGCUGAGAAUGUCAACUUUUGUGAGCAAAAAACACUAGCACAUAAAACCACUUUUCUAAAUAAAAUGUCAAAACCCAAAUUUCUUAAAAACCGAAAAAAGCAACAACUAACUAAAGCUAAUAAAAGGGUAGGAUAGUCUGGCUUGAAAAUCAUAGCAAAUUUAAACAACACAGGCUGAAGCGAAUACAGAAAAUAAUAGCAACAAAGUUGCAGUGAGGUGGCAACCAUAGUUAAAGUAAGCAGCAGAACGAAUGUUAACAGAAAAAAGCAACAAAAAUAUUAUUAAAAAAACCAUUACUAGCAAAGCAAAAUGCAUAGGAAAAUUAAGAAUGAUGAAUGAAGGGAAGUCCAAAAUAAAUAUAGAAAAAGGCAAAAUUACAUAAUGAAGAGAAACAAUCAUUGAAUUUUUGUCUCAGAGUCCAGGCAACAUUUUAAGGAGCAAUUACAUAAUUACACGCAUUGAAGCAUAGGAGCAUAGGAAGCAUAGGAGCAUAGGAAGCAUAGGCGCAUAUAAGAUAUAGGCUAAACAAAUAGAUAAAGCAUAGUUAAAAGUAGUGAUUUGAAAGCAAACUAAAACAAAAACAAAAACAAAAUGAGCAAUAGCGCGCGAUAUUUACGUAGCAAGGAUGUGGGGCGGCCAUUUUACGCUGUGCCACCAUGCACAGUUAUACUGAAGUACUUUAAAAAUGUAAACGAAACAUCAAGUAUAAUUACAACAAUAAACAAAAGAGGCAAAAUAUGCAAUAAACUUGUAUUACUAAAUUUAAUUUAUUUUUAUAUAUAUUAUAAUGAUAAUAUACAUGCAUACAUAUGUAAUUAAUAAUGUAAUGCAACUAAGUUAUGCCAUUAAAGAUAUACAGAAACCCAAAAACAAAACAAAAAACAAAUGAAGUAAGAAUUUGAAUACCAAGCAGGAGGAAGAAACAUAUUUGCAGAGCGAUAGCAAUUUUUAGAGAAAUUUUAUUGUUAUUGUAUUAUUCUAAUAUUGUAUGUAUAUGUAAUGUGUAUGUAAUGUUAAUUUAGUAACAAAUUGAUAAUGCGAAGCGAAU
This is a messenger RNA of Bactrocera tryoni, 8018 nucleotides long. Its product is annotated as sodium/calcium exchanger 3-like. Gene Ontology annotation, cellular component: postsynapse; axon; sarcolemma. The transcript has 12 exons. Bases 2576 to 5641 code for a protein of 1021 amino acids. Gene Ontology annotation, molecular function: calcium:sodium antiporter activity. The record is from RefSeq and is a predicted model, not a curated record. NCBI's taxonomy places the organism in Eukaryota, Metazoa, Arthropoda, Insecta, Diptera, Tephritidae. Gene Ontology annotation, biological process: sodium ion transmembrane transport; cell communication; calcium ion import across plasma membrane.